Molecule: messenger RNA, 1332 nt
Organism: Alosa alosa (allis shad)
Lineage: Eukaryota; Metazoa; Chordata; Actinopteri; Clupeiformes; Clupeidae
Product: olfactory receptor 52B2-like
Exons: 1
Coding region: 1-927 (308 amino acids)
Biological process (GO): G protein-coupled receptor signaling pathway
Cellular component (GO): membrane
Molecular function (GO): G protein-coupled receptor activity; olfactory receptor activity
Source: RefSeq, a predicted model, not a curated record
AUGGAAAAUGUUAGCAUUACCUUUGAACUUAGCCUGGAUCCCUUUUUUAUUCCAGAUGGGGCAAGGUAUCCCAUAUUUUUCUUUGGGCUAGUGAUAUACCUGUUUUGUAUAUCUUGCAACCUGACUCUGCUUGGACUCAUUAUAGCGAGGAGAAACCUUCACAAGCCAAUGUAUUUCAUUUUGUUCAGUCUACCAUUUAAUGACCUUGUAGGGAUCACUGCAAUGCUACCCAAAGUCCUGUCGGAUAUCUUAACAGAUAGACAUACAGUUUAUUAUCCUCUGUGUGUUCUUCAAGGCUUUUUACUUCACAUGUAUGGUGGCGGAGUUCUUUUCAUCUUAGCAGCAAUGGCCUUUGAUCGAUAUAUUGCGAUUUGUUCUCCAUUACGGUACAAUUCACUCAUGACACCCAGAGUGGUGGUAGCAAUUAUUGCAAUUGUUUGGGCUCUGGAUUUUGUUUUCAUAUUUACAAUAUUUGUACUCCAGGCCAGGCUACCUCGAUGCAAAUCUAAACUGAUGAACGUGUUCUGUGACAAUCCCUCACUUCUCAAGAUGACAUGUGGUAAUACUUUUAUUAACAACAUUACUGGCUUGUUUAACACUGCUCUCAUGCAAAUAAUAAGUAUAUCUGUCCAAGUGGUCUCCUAUGUCAAGAUAUUGAUUGCUUGUCUGGUUACAAGGCAAAAUGAAGCAAGAAGCAAGGCUAUCAACACCUGUGUGGCACAACUGGUUAUAUUCUUCACUUUUGAACUCACAAGUACUUUUACAAUUUUAUCACAUAGGUUUCAAAAUGUUUCACCUGAUUUACAGAAGAUUAUGGGUAUGCUGAUUUUUCUUGUUCCUCCUAUUCUGAACCCUAUCGUGUAUGGACUGAACUCAUAUGAAAUUCGACGUACCCUCUUUGGUAGUCACACAAAAGUGUCUAUAUAAAACUGUAGCCCAUUCUGCAAUCUUUUUUAUGUAUAUAGUAUACUCCUGUCUCUAGUGCAGUGACUGUUGUACAAAUCUAUACGGGUUCUUUCAAAAUAAAAUAAUGACCAUAUGUUUCAUAAGAUGACCUGAACUGUACUGGGAGAACACAAACCUUGGCCUCUUUAGUCCAUGCAUCAGCCCUCUACCAAGUUCCAUAAAAAUCAUAGGCCUGGUCAUUUCUGGAUAACCUUACUAUCAAACAAAGAAACAGAAUUUAAAGCAUAGCAUCCUUCAUGGCAGUAAUAUUGCACAUCCACUGAUCUAGAUUUCUCUCAUUUGUAGUGUGAUGUUAGUGAAAAGUACCCUACUAUAUGUGACAUUAUUGUUAAUAAUGUUUUAUACUAAUACUAAUCUGAAUGUUUU